AUGAACACUCACUCUAUACCCGCGCUAAUUGAAAAAAGUUCAAACGACUCUGAAAGUUGUGAAGACAAUGCAAUGGGAGAUAUAAUAGAAGAGGUUAUUGAAAUAAAUAAAAAACUAGCAGAUAUAUCUAUUAAAAGUCCAACAAUGGAGCAAGAAAUGCCACAAAGAAUAAUUGCUGAAAAUCCAUUCGCUCCCAUUCGCAAAGGAAAUCAUAAAUGCUAA
Blepharisma stoltei is the source of this 222-nucleotide messenger RNA. The record is from the annotation of a GenBank genome assembly. NCBI's taxonomy places the organism in Eukaryota, Ciliophora, Heterotrichea, Heterotrichida, Blepharismidae.